AUGUUCUUCUGUCAGGAUGCACUGAAACUCUCAGCCUUAAUAACAGAUGAUUAUCUUUAUAAAAGCUACCUGCUGCAGCUCCAGAAGAAGAAGAGCGUCGAUGACUCGGGCGACGCUGAUUGGCUGCAGCCCUGGCGCAGAGUUGCAGUUUGCAAGAAACCCCAUCUGGCAAGGAGUCGUGGAGUGUCACUAAAUGAACAGACGUCAAGUCGCAGAGUCCCACGUAUGGCUCUCUCUGCGGGCGGGAGGGACUGUCUGCGUGCCGGGGACACUUGCUCCAGCGACGACACCUGCAGCCCGCGACUGCGCACCCUCAGGCAGUGUGUGGCGGGGGACGGCAGUGUGAAGCUGGGGCCCGGGGCACGAAACCAGUGUGAGAACGCUAUGACGGCGCUGUUGUCCACUCCUCUGCACGGCUGCCAAUGUAAACGAGGCAUGAAGAAGGAGAAGAACUGCCUGAGUAUCUACUGGAGUCUGCAUCAGUCUGUGCUGCAUGGGCUCAGCCUGGUGGAGAGCUACCCAUAUGAACCAGAGGAGAGAGGCUCUGACUACGUGCGUCUGGCCUCCAUCGCUGCAGAGUCUGAAGUAACGACGGUGAACCGCUGCCUGGAUGCUGCCAAGGCGUGUAACAUAGAUGAGACAUGUCAGAAGCUUCGUACGGAAUACGUCUCGGCCUGCAUCCAGCCGUCAGCCCGCUCGGGGCCAUGUAACCGACCAAAGUGCAACAAGGCGCUGAGGAAGUUCUUUGACCGUGUUCCCCCCGACUACACCCAUGAGCUGCUGUUCUGCCCCUGCACCGAUACAGCCUGCGCAGAGCGCCGCCGUCAAACCAUCGUGCCGACCUGCUCCUACGAGGACAAGGAAAAGCCCAACUGCCUGGCUCAGCUGCGGAUCUGCAAAGCAGACUACGUGUGCAGGUCUCGCUGGGCACAGUUCCAGUAUGAUUGCCAACCUUCCGAGCAGAGCGCCAGUGGCUGCAAGCAGGAGAACUACGGAGCAUGUCUACUUGCGUACACUGGCCUGAUGGGAAGCAUGAUAACUCCCAACUACCUUGACAACUCCACAUCCAACGUGGGACCCUGGUGCUCCUGCACAGCAAGCGGCAACCACAGAGAACAAUGCAAUGACUUCCUCACUUUUUUCCACGACAAUGUCUGCCUGAAAAAUGCCAUCCUGGCCUUUGGGAAUGGAUCGGACGUGAAAACGGGCUCCAGCCAGCCCGGGAUGCCCAGUCCAGCGACGGACAACCAGAGCCCGCACUUGGCAACCACCGCCCCAGGCGUCUCCAUGGAAACGGAGCAGAACAUUCUGAGAGCACAGAUACCUACUCAGGUAAACGAGAACGACAGAUUGUGGGGCGACGAGGGAGACUCCACUCUUCCCUCUCCGGGCCUGUCGGACCGUGGAGCCGAGCCCAUCCGCCUUUCCCUGCUGCUGGUCCUCGGUUGGCUGCUCCUGCUGCUACUCUCCGACCAAUAAGAGGCCAGUAUCAGCUGGCCUCCACGGA
Messenger RNA from Morone saxatilis (striped sea-bass), 1507 nucleotides. RefSeq names its product GDNF family receptor alpha 4a (gene gfra4a). Gene Ontology annotation, biological process: nervous system development. Gene Ontology annotation, cellular component: signaling receptor complex; external side of plasma membrane. Bases 1 to 1479 code for a protein of 492 amino acids. The record is from RefSeq and is a predicted model, not a curated record. The transcript has 9 exons. Gene Ontology annotation, molecular function: signaling receptor activity. Lineage: Eukaryota; Metazoa; Chordata; Actinopteri; Moronidae.